AAAAUAAAACAUGGCGGACUAGUUUCCGCCUCUGUGAAGAAAUAUAGUGAAUUCAGUUUUUUACGCCAAACAUGUCCUUCGAAAUUCAGAGGUGGAAAGCUGAGGCUCAUGAAAAUGCUGCAAAGACCGUGGCAAAUAUGCUCCAACAUCCUGACAGCCUGGACAAAGUGGAACAAUGGAGACGGAGAUAUAUGAGAAACAAGGCAUCAGCUGAAGCCAGACUGAAGACAGCUGUGCAGUCCCAAUUGGAUGGUGUCAGAACAGGGCUUCAUCAGCUCCAUGGAGCUCUUCAAGAUAUUAAGGAAAUUAAGAAGAGCAUGAAUGAAGUGGAUUCUAUGUGCAAAAAUGUGGAAUAUUUAGCAGAUGAGCUGCAGACUGUUAGGGACUGUCAAUUACACCAGAGCAGGAUAUCUAAAGCCUGUGAACAUCUUAAUCUUAUCUUCACUGUUCCAGACAGUGUAAAAAAAACAGAAGCCUUGAUCAAUGAAGGAAAACUUCUCCUUGCUCACAAAUGUUUAUCAGACUUGGAAGCCACCAGGGAUGAACUCCUGCUGGAAGUUCACAAGAUGGCACAGGAAGAAGAGGGUCCAAAACCUGAUAAAACACCGCUGUACCAAUACUUUGAUGUAGUCAAAAAGUUAUCAGAUUCCCUUGGCAAACAGUGCUGGGUUGUGUUGGGGAGGGUGCUUAGUACAGUUCGUAGUGACCCCGCCCAGUUGGUGACAGCCCUAAGAAUUGUUGAAAGAGAAACAAGAGCUGAUAAAAGAGCAGAGGAAAAAGAAAAAAAUAUGGGAUUUUCUGUGCCUGGACGGCCUAAGAAGUGGAGAGAUAAAGCAUUUAAGGUUCUAGAGGAGUCUGUCAGUAACAGGUUUGAGAGUCUUGACAUGGAACUGCAGGAUAGAAUGGAUGACAAGAUGUGGCUGGUGAAACAUCUUGAACGCACAAGGAAACUUGUUUUGGAUGAUUUGAUUGUUGUCAAGAACUUGUGUCAGGUUUGUUUCCCUCCAAGUUAUGACAUAUUUGAUCGCUACAUCAAAAUGUAUCACAAGGCACUCUCCGUCAUGUUGGAAAGAUUUGUUCUGGAAGAAAGACUUGAUUCGAAUGAGUGCAUCAGUCUGUUAACCUGGAUCAAAGAAUACAAGGGAACUGAUCUUAUGAUGCAUCCAGAGCUACAGAUUGAUGUUGGAUUCCUAGGACCUCUGUUAUCGCCCAAAGUUGAACAGGAACUGCUAGACACCUACCUCACGACCACUAAAAACAACAUGAUGGAGUGGAUGACCAGGCUGGCCGAAACAGAUCUUCAGGACUGGAACAGGGACGCACCGCCAGAGACAGACAUGGAUGGUUUCUACAACACAUCGCUUCCAGUUUUCCUUUUUAAAAUGGUCGAUCAGAAUCUGCAAGUUGCAGCGAAGGCUGGAGAAGAGAUCAAACUACAGAUUCUGGAUAUUUGUCUUGAGUCUAUGCAAGGUUUCCAGAGGGAAUAUAGAGGUCAAAUCAGAGCUUUCAAGAGCAAACACUUUGAGGACAGAAUGCAGCCUGUGAGAUUUGUGGAAUACAUAGUGGCCAUCGUAAACAACUGCAAGGCGUGUAUGGACUUUACAGAUCAACUAAAGGAGCGGUUAGUGGCUGAACUUGGCCGAGCAACGUUUGGAGAAGAUAAACAACGAUCAUUUAAGAGCGUCGUCGACUGCUUCGCACAGAUAGGAGAGGAGAGUGCUGGAUACCUCUUGGAUGAAGCAUUCUUGGACCUGGAGCCUUUUUUCUCACAAAUUAUGACUCCUGCAUGGAUACCAAGUCCAGAAGCUGUGGACACAAUAAUUGUCACAAUAGAGGAUUACUACAAUGACUUUUUACACUUGAAAGACAAAUUUUUCGAUAACCUCAUGGAACAAGCUCUGAAGAAAGUGCUGCUAGAAUAUGUCCGUGCAAUGCUGAACAAGCGUAUUACAUUUAAGGAUUACGAAGGAAGGAGGGAUGCGGCAAAAAAGAUCACGGAGGAAUCCAAAAAGAUCGAGAAACUCUUCAAGAAGUUAGCCAAAGCUAAUUUGCAGCCAGAAAAUCAAUGCUCCGUUCUUUCAACACUUGCUGAGGUCAUCAAACUUCGAGAUACGUCCAUGAUGGCUCUUGAAAUUUCGGGAAUUGCCAACAAGUACCCAGACUUCAAAUCUGACCAUGCCUUGGUCCUGUUGUUGAUGAGAGGAGAUCUUACCAGGACAGAAGCAAGACAGUUAAUUAUGGAAACUCCUCUAGAAGGAAGACAGGAUACUCCAGCUGAUGACCCUGCUGCAUUUUUCACUCAAAUCAUUGUGCCACCAUCUGUGUUGGACAAGCUGGAAACAUUGAGAGAAACAAUGAUGAAAAAGAAAUGAAAUUUGCAUCAAAUUAGCAUGUAAUUCAUUACUCUUCUUCACUCUGUGUAUUUUAAAAAAAAGUCCAUUUUACAUCUACUACUCUAAACAGGAAAUUAAACUUGCAACAUGUAUUUUGGGCCCCAGACAUUGAUCUGCCACUUUUUUUUCUGUGAAGAUGUCAGUAAAAAAUAAGUCUACCAUAAAAUUGCUAUUAGAAUGUGGAAAUUGUUUAUUAAAGAUAGUUUAAGUGUUACUGGAUCUGUAUCAAUCCACUUCAUUAAUAAAAAUGAAA
Pocillopora verrucosa is the source of this 2646-nucleotide messenger RNA. RefSeq names its product exocyst complex component 3-like. Gene Ontology annotation, molecular function: SNARE binding. NCBI's taxonomy places the organism in Eukaryota, Metazoa, Cnidaria, Anthozoa, Scleractinia, Pocilloporidae. Gene Ontology annotation, cellular component: exocyst. The record is from RefSeq and is a predicted model, not a curated record. Gene Ontology annotation, biological process: exocytosis; exocyst localization.